CAAUGGCAGCCGCGAAUCCUCGAGCACUUGACCAUCCAGCUGCGGAGUGGGCGGGGCCUCCCGUCCGGACUUGCAACCUCUGGGCUGGGCAGGCGGGCCGGUCGCUGCUGGGAAUCCAUGUGGCGGGGGCUCUGGACGCUGGUAGCCCGGGCGGCACGUGGGCCUUGCAGACCGUGCGCGCGCCAGGGCAGCGGCGCCCCGGCUCCUGGGUCCGGGGCCACCAUCUUCGCGCUGAGCUCUGGCCAAGGCCGCUGUGGCAUCGCCGUGAUCCGGACCAGCGGUCCUGCCAGCGGGCACGCCCUCCGCAGCUUGACUGCACCCCGGGAGCUGCCCCGCGCCCGCAGCGCCAGCCUGCGCCUGCUCACCGACCCCCGCUCCGGGGAGCCGCUGGACCGCGCCUUAGUGCUCUGGUUCCCAGGUCCCCACAGUUUCACGGGUGAGGACUGUGCGGAGUUCCACGUGCAUGGAGGCCCGGCAGUGGUGAGUGGCGUCCUGCAGGCCCUGGGCAGGGUGCCAGGGCUGCGGCCUGCGGAGGCGGGUGAGUUCACCAGACGGGCCUUUGCCCACGGGAAGCUGAGCUUGACGGAGGUGGAGGGGCUGGCGGAUCUGAUCCAUGCGGAGACGGAGGCGCAGCGGCGGCAGGCCCUGAGGCAGCUGGACGGGGAGCUGGGUCAGCUCUGCGGUGGCUGGGCGGAGACCCUCACUAAGGCUCUGGCCCAUGUGGAGGCCUAUAUCGACUUUGGGGAGGAUGACAACCUGGAGGAGGGCAUCCUGGAGCGAGCUGACAGCCAAGUGCGGGAGCUCGAAGUGGCACUGGACACACAUCUGCGAGAUGCCAGGCGCGGGCAGCGGCUGCGCUCAGGGGCGCACGUGGUGGUCACGGGACCCCCCAACGCGGGCAAGAGCAGCCUAGUAAACCUACUCAGCCGGAAGCCAGUGUCCAUCGUGUCCCCAGAGCCGGGGACCACCCGUGACGUGCUGGAGACCCCUGUCGACCUGGCCGGGUUCCCAGCGCUGCUGAGCGACACGGCAGGGUUGCGGGAGGGUCAGGGGCCGGUGGAGCAGGAGGGUGUGCGGCGCGCCCGAGAGAGGCUGGAGCAGGCUGACCUCAUCCUGGCCGUGCUCGACGCCUCUGACCUGGCCUCUCCAUCCAGCUGCAACUUCCUGGACACGGUUGUCACCCCCGCGGUAGCUCGGAGCCCCAAUGGGAACAGCCAGCGCCUCUUGCUGGUGCUGAACAAGUCGGACCUGCUGCCCCCUGGGGGUCCAGACCUCAGCCCUGAGCUGCCCCCCCACCUGCUGCUGUCCUGCCUGACCGGGGAGGGGCUGGACGGCCUCCUGGAGGCAUUGAGGAAGGAGCUGGCUAUAGUGUGUGGGAACCCAUCCACAGGCCCACCACUUCUGACGCGGGCAAGGCACCAACAUCACCUCCAGGGUUGCCUGGAUGCCCUUGGCCACUAUAAGCAAGCUACAGAUGUGGCCCUGGCCGCCGAGGCGCUGCGCGUCGCCCGGGGACACCUGGCCCGCCUCCACGGUGGAGGGGGCACCGAGGAGAUCCUGGACAUCAUCUUCCGGGACUUCUGCGUGGGCAAAUGAGGGGACCGCUGAAGCUUGAACCAGGCUGGAUGGACACCCAGAGCCUGGAGACCCCUGGGAAUAGCUCAGGCCAAGUGAGGUUUUCAUUUCCUUGGGGAAGACCUUGACCGCAAAACACGAGUGAGCUUCCUAUUGCUGAUGGUGACCACGCUCUAGCUGGCCAGGUUCCCCCACAGGGACUUGCUGGGGUUCAGGCCCUCGAGUGGGGCUGAGCAGAGGUCCCUUUGGGCACCUGAUUCUGCGGGAGUAGCCGUGGGGGUUGGGAGGGAGUUAGGAGAGUCUCAGGGGUCUGUUUUUCGUAGUUUUAAUGUAUUUUGUAAAUACCAAAGGAAAAAAAUCUCAGGUGAUCCGGGAACGUGGAAACCCUCCCCCCACUGCCACUGGUGUCACAGCAUAACUUAUGUUCUUCUAGAACUUUCUUUGAGUGUUUGUAUACUUGUGAAUGCGCCUGUAAAAUAUGUUUUAUCUUGUAUAUUCUACAAACUUUGUGUGUUUAUUGCUCUGCGGGUUGUCAUUCCUUUUUUAAUAUUAAUCUUGGAACUUUGUCUCUUGUAUCUUAAAAGUGACUUGCAAAAUCCUGGGGGCCCUACUUCCUUUCCAA
Messenger RNA from Myotis daubentonii (Daubenton's bat), 2197 nucleotides. RefSeq names its product GTP binding protein 3, mitochondrial (gene GTPBP3). The record is from RefSeq and is a predicted model, not a curated record. Gene Ontology annotation, biological process: tRNA wobble uridine modification; tRNA methylation. Gene Ontology annotation, molecular function: protein binding; GTP binding; GTPase activity. Gene Ontology annotation, cellular component: mitochondrion; cytoplasm. NCBI's taxonomy places the organism in Eukaryota, Metazoa, Chordata, Mammalia, Chiroptera, Vespertilionidae.